This is a messenger RNA of Oryzias melastigma (Indian medaka), 5144 nucleotides long. It is a transcript of the gene fgf6b, whose product is annotated as fibroblast growth factor 6b. The transcript has 3 exons. Gene Ontology annotation, molecular function: fibroblast growth factor receptor binding; growth factor activity. The record is from RefSeq and is a predicted model, not a curated record. NCBI's taxonomy places the organism in Eukaryota, Metazoa, Chordata, Actinopteri, Beloniformes, Adrianichthyidae. Gene Ontology annotation, cellular component: cytoplasm. Gene Ontology annotation, biological process: positive regulation of protein phosphorylation; regulation of cell migration; positive regulation of cell population proliferation. The coding region runs from base 466 to 1062 and encodes 198 amino acids.
CAGCCCCCCCGUGACUCCUGUCAGAACUGGUGCUGCUGCUGCUGCCGCUGCGCUCCUGGAGGAACUCUCUCCUCCUCCCAUCGCCGCUCUUUUGGUGUGGAGGGGGGUGGGGGGUGCGUGGAGCGGUGAAGUCACGGUGAUGUCAUUUUAGGAUGUGAAAGUCGAGGGCAAGGUGAGCUGGUUUUGCAGUGUCCCUCCCCGCCCGCCCCCCCUGUCACUGCCAGCCUUGCCUGCGCAGAGGCGCGGAGCGGCGAAAGAUGGUCAUCGCCACCAGCUCCAAUCCAAGCUCCGACGCGCUCUGCUCCUCCGCUGGCUAUGGAGCCCUGAUCCGCACUCACCCCCACUCCAGCUUUAGCCGCCACCAUGCCGAAGGACGGGAAAUAAGAAGAGUUGCGUUUUCAGGGCAGGUAACUUUGAGCACGUGCCCCGAAGUUGAAGUGAAUCGCGCCGAGGUGCCACAGCAGCAUGCGCGGCGGGGCCAGGACGCACCGGACGCUGGCAGCACUGGUUGUUCUGUGGACUUCUCUGUGGGGAAUCGUUGCACCUUUCCCGGUUCCGAGCAGGACUACUAACUCGACUUUGUUGGAGAAGAAGUGGGAGACCCUGCUGUCCCGCUCCUACCUGGGCAUAAACGGGGGCCGAUCGGAGUUAAGCUGGGAGAGCGACUAUUUGCAGGGCAUCAAAAGAGUGCGGCGGUUGUACUGCAACGUGGGCAUUGGGUUUCACUUGCAGGUGCUCCCGGAUGGCAGGAUAAGCGGCGUGCACAGUGAAAACCCCUACAGUCGGAUAGAAGUCUCCACGGUGGACCGGGGGGUGAUCAGCCUGUUCGGACUGAGGAGUCAGCUGUUUGUCGCAAUGAACAGCAGGGGAAGGUUAUACGGAACGAAAGUCUUCAGGGACGAGUGCAAGUUCAAGGAGACCUUGCUGCCCAACAACUACAACGCCUACGAGUCUUUUGUUUACAAGGGCUUCUACAUCGCCCUCAGCAAGCAUGGCCGCGCAAAGAGAGGCAACAAGGUGACCACCGCCAUGACUGUCACUCAUUUCCUCCCGCGGUUAUGAGACCGACCCACGAUAAUCCAUCGAUUUGCACACAUGGAUGCUCUUCCAGCUACUUUAGGAAUUUGUAGUAAUAAUAUACACACAUAUGGACUGCAAAAGGAAAUAUUUAUUCUGGUAUAGCUCUAUAUAUAUAUGUAUAUGUAUAUUUGGGUAGGUGUCUUUGUUUAUGUAUGCCACACUGUGCUGCUUAUUGUUUUUCUGGACGGGGAGAGUGGAAGCCUCUGCCCGCCUCACUUUAACUUGUAACUAAAGUACGCGCCGAAACGGAUGAUGAGCUAUAUUCGGAACUUUUAAGGGUGAAACAAAUACUUUUUAUUACCUCACUAGAUGAAGGGAUGCAUGGAGUUCUGCUCAAAUAUCUGCUUUUAUUUAUUUAUUUUUUAUGCUUUUGUGCUGCAGUGGGGGGAAACUUAAAUGCACUACCUUUUCGCUGCACGAUUUUAAAGGUGCCUUGAUGUUCUCACUGGUGAACCCCUUAAAGCUUGCAUGUAAGAGACACCCGGCGGAGUCAGAAAUAGGGCUGACACUCCAGAGGGGGGCCUCAAAGGAGGAAGGGAGGGAGGGAGGGAGGGUCUAUCUCUGGUUUAUUUUCUUUGCUGUAAUCGGAUCGAUUAAGGAAUUAAAAGAUCUGUGAGCGGUCGGCCAUAGAAGGCGGUGACAUAUCCAGCGAACAAACAGGGUGUAAUAGUUAUCUAGCAUGGAGACGUGUUUGCUUCUGCACAGCUGAGCGGAUAGUCGAUCCUGCACAAUGACACAACAGGAAUGUUUUUGAAGACCCCGCCGUCUGCUACCAUGAUCAAAACGAGCACAUUGAAAAGAUUUUGUACAUAAAUGCACAUAGGUUUGUCUUCGGGAGGCUGCAUGUCUGAGGGCCUGCAGAUGAGUCGGUGGUUUACCUCCAAGGACGUUCAGUCGGACAGCAUUCAACACAAAUACCUUUAAGCAUUUGAUUAUGUUUUCCUUGCCUCAUUCUUUGAAUUCCCUGGAGUCCUCUAGAGUGCAUCAACUCAUAGUUUCUGCAGCUGCUAACUUUAAAAAAGACGCGCGGCUCCGUAUAUCAUCAGUUCCUGUGCGGGGGGAGCUAUUCGAGUCCAGGGAAGACGUAUGCGGCAGAGCCGGCACGCCGCCUUUGUUGUUUUUUCAAACCCUCUGCAGGAAUGUGGGUCUGCCAGGGUGACACGCAUCUUUUUACAUACCUGAACUCCGACCCCCGUCACGUCUGUUUUCUACCUCUCAUUUCAGAAAUAAUACAAAUAGUCUUUUUUCUUUAAAAAGGUCCUACCGGCUUCCAGGAGUCUCACACGGAUGCAGAAAUGAUGCUGUCACAGGCUGACCUAAAAUCACACAAAAAAUAAAUCUAAAAGGUGGAGAAAAAGAAAAUUAAAGCUGCAUGUUGAAGGUUUUCUGCAUCUUUGGCGAGCUCAGCUGACAUAAAUACAAAAAAAAAAAAACAACAUCUUCAGCAUCUCUCAAACUUUUUGAUGGUCAAGUCAACAAGAGUCAAAAAAUUACUAUUUUGCUGGCACAAAUUAGCAUUUAAUGACCACAAAUUCGCUUUUUGUGAGCACAAACUAGCAUUUUGUGGACAUAAACGAGAAUUUUGAGAGCAAAAAUAAGCAUUAAGUGCACACAAGUUAUAUUUUGUUGUCAAAAAUGUAUAUUUCAUGGCCACAAUUUAGAUUUUUGUGAGAACAAAAGAGCAUUUUGUGAACAAAAAUUAGAUUAGCAUCAGGUGCGCUUAAAAUAGCAUUUUGUCAGCACAAACUAUCAUUUUGUGGACAUAAACUAGCAUAUUUUGGGCAAAAAAUAGCAUUAAGUGUGAACAAAUUAUAUUUUGUUGUCACAAAUGAAUAUUAAUAUUUCAUGGGCACAAAUUAUCUUUUUGUGAGCAGAAUAAAGUAUUUUGUGGACAUAAACUAGAAUUUUUGAACAAAAAAUAGCAGUAGCAUUGAAUGCUCACAAACUAGAAAUUUGGGAGAAUAAAAUAGCAUUUUGUGGACAUAAACUAGUGUUUUGUGGGCAAAAAUUUGCAUGAGGUGCGCACAAAUUAUUUUAUUGUGGUACAAAUUAGCACUUAAUACAUGGAAAUUAUUACUUUGUUGCCACACUAUUAUUUUUUUUACACACAAAAUAGUACUGUAUGGGCACAAAUUAGCAUUUUGCAGCCACAAAUGACCGUUUUGUCAUCACAAACUAGCAUUUUGUGGUAAUAAACUAGCAUUUUUUGAACACAAACUAGCAUUAAAUGCCCACUAAUUAUGUUUUGUUAAUAUUUUAUGACCACAAAUUAGCUUUUUGUGAGAGCAAACUAGCAUUUUGUGGACAUAAACUAGCAUUUUGUGAGCAAAGAUUAGCCCUUCAUGUGUGCAAGUCAUUACUUUGGGGGCACUUAUUAAUAUUUUUUGUGCACAGGUUAGCAUUUUAUAACCACAAACUAGCAUUUUGUGAGCAAACAUUAGCAUCAAGUGUGCAAAAAUUAAAUUUUGUUGUCACAAAUUAAUAUUUUUUUGGCCACAAAUUAGCUGUUUUGUGAGAACAAACUGGCAGUUUAUGGGCAAAAAUUAGCAUUAGGUGUGCACAAAUAUUAUUUUGUGGACACAAAUUACCUACUAAUGUGUAAAAAUUAUAUAUUUUUUUGCCACAAAUGAUUGUUUUUUGCGUACAAAAUAGUACUUUAUGGCCACAAAUUAGGAUUUUGCAUCCAAAAACUAGCAUUUUGUGGGCAAAAAUUAGCAAUUUAUUUUGUUUUCACAAAUUCAUAUGUCAUGGCCACAAAGUAGCUUUAUGUGAGAACAAACCAGCAUUUCUGGGGCAAAAAUUAGCAUUAGGUUUGCUCAAAUUACUUUUUGUAGCACAAAUUAACACUUAAUGCAUGCAAAUUAUUACUUAGUUGGCACAAAUUAUGUUUUUUUUUUGUGCACAAAAUAGUACUUUAUGGCCACAAAUUAGCUUCUUGCAGCCACAACUUAGCUUUUUGAGUCCACAAAAUACGAAUAACAAAGCUUUUGUGGUCCCUAUUUAGUAUUUUGGUGGCACAAAUAUUGGUUUAUGCCCAGAAACUAGCAAAUUGUGAGCACAAAUUAGCAAACUAGCAUUAGGUGCGCACAACUUAGUUUUUUCUUGGCACAAAUUAGCAGUUGAUGCGUGCAAAUUAUUACUUUGUGCACACAAAUUAGUAUUUUUGCACACAGAUUAGCAUUUUAUGGCCACAAAUUAGCAUUUCAUGUUCACAAAUUACUAAUUUGUGUCCACAUAUUAGCAUUUUGAAUCCACAAAAUACUGAUUUGUGCGGACUAAACCCUUUUUUGUGCCCACAAAACAGCAUUUUUGUGCACAAAAUGCUAAUUUGUGCCUUCAACAUUCUGAUAAAAUGAUCAAAAUGAGGGAAGUCUGAAGGAGAACUUUCAGCUUUGACCAAAAAAACAAAACGCAUCUGCUGAGUCAUUAGUUUUACCCCCACAAGUUUAUUCAUAGAAAAAUGUGCAAGGUGAGGAAAUAUUUAUUUAAAUGCUGACCUAUUUUCGUGUCCAAACGGUUGAUAGGCGUGAAAAUAAGAUGUUAGGAACGCCUCUCCUGUGUUCUCAUAUACCUCACCUUCUGCCUUAGUUUGGUUUGCUGAUGUACAUGAAGAAGAAACUCACUUAAUUUAUUUGUUUCUGAAAAAAAAAAACAAUGCUGAGUAAAAUUUUCCUUUUAUUUUUGUACGUAUGUGCUGUGCACAGCAGUCUACUGUAUUCCUAAUUAUAAUAAAAGUUUUGUUUGUUUUUUUUUUUACUUGCUGUUGUUGGUGUGUGUGUUUUUUUAAUGAUAAAUCAAUAUUUAAGUUACCUCAAAAGUCAAGGUGAUUAUUUUAGAAUCCGCUACAUUAAUUUUCAGCUCUUUACAUGAUUUAAGGACUAAUUACUUCCACCUAUUGACUUAUUUCUGUCACCAAACUGAUUUUGAAAAAUGCUAUUCAUAAGCCUGUCAUCAGAAAACUCACUUGUGUUUUUUUAUUAUCAUUUUUUUGUUUUGUGUUAAUUUUUGGAUUUAAAGAAAAACAUUUUUAAAAGAGAACUUUCAAAAUAAAAUAUGUUUUUGUC